GGCACGGGCCCAACCGGAAGUGCGUCGCGGGAGCGGAAGCGUCGGCGGAGCGAAUGGCGGAGGAGGUGGCGGCGCAGGGCUGCCCCGCGGCUCCCGAUGGGGGUUCCUCGGGCUCGGAGGACGAGGCAUGGCCCAGCCCGGCGGUGGAAGCGGCGGCGGCGCAGAAGCGGGAGGGGUGGCUGCGCAAGUUCCGCGAGCUCCACAUGAAGCGGAAUGAGGCUCGCAAGCUGAACCACCAAGAAGUGGUGGAAGAAGAUAAAAGGCUUAAAUUACCACCGAACUGGGAAGCCAAAAAAGCGCGUCUGGAAUGGGAGCUGAAGGUGGAGGAAAAGAAGAAGGAGUGUGCAGCAAGAGGAGAAGACUAUGAACGAGUUAAACUUUUAGAGAUCAGCGCUGAGGAUGCCGAGAGAUGGGAAAGGAAAAAGAAGAGGAAAAAUCCAGAUCAAGGAUUUUCAGAUUACGCAGCUGCUCAGUUGCGCCAAUACCAGAGACUAACCAGGCAGAUCAAACCUGAUCUGGAGCAGUAUGAGAAGCUUAAGGAACAGUAUGGUGAAGCACUCUAUCCAACAUCUGACAGUCUUCUCCAUGGAACUCACGUGCCAACUAAGGAGGGGAUUGAUAGAAUGGUUGCAGAUCUUGAAAAACAAAUUGAAAAACGUGAAAAAUACAGUAGAAGACGUCCUUACAACGAUGAUGCAGAUAUUGACUAUAUUAAUGAGAGAAAUGCCAAGUUCAAUAAGAAGGCAGAGAGAUUCUAUGGGAAGUACACAGCUGAAAUUAAACAGAACUUGGAGAGAGGAACAGCUGUCUGAACUGACAUCCAAAGUAUAUACAUACUACUGCCUUUCUAUGCUUAUUCAAGUUUGAUGUGGAUAUUUCGCAUGCACAUUUAAAUUGUAUCAGAAAUAUACUUGGUAGACCUCAAAGUAACUUGUAAAAUCAAUAGUGUAUUUAAUGCAAUAGACGUAAUGUGCGCAGUAAAUAGCAUCAGCUGUAUACAGCUUUUACUUACAGAAGUAGCCAGCUCCUCCUUUUUCACAUUCUAAAUAAAUAGAAAAAGCCUCUUGCCACAUGAUUGAAAAUAAAGCAUGUCAGUAUGUAAAGAAUGGCAAAGUCCCUGAAAAUACUUAUUUAGCAAGAAGAUAAACACACUUCAAGAAUGUGCGUUAUUGUUCUGUGAGUGGGAAACUACUCUGUGUUUGUGAUGUGCCAAAGGUUGGAGUUCUUCCAGGGGCAGUACCUGUACAGUAAUCACAAUA
Molecule: messenger RNA, 1259 nt
Organism: Oxyura jamaicensis (ruddy duck)
Lineage: Eukaryota; Metazoa; Chordata; Aves; Anseriformes; Anatidae
Gene: SYF2
Product: SYF2 pre-mRNA splicing factor
Exons: 7
Coding region: 54-812 (252 amino acids)
Cellular component (GO): Prp19 complex; post-mRNA release spliceosomal complex; catalytic step 2 spliceosome
Source: RefSeq, a predicted model, not a curated record